AUGUAUUUGUUACUCUUUUGGAUUUGUGGUAUCUUUGGAGUAAGUGGACAAUAUGGGGACCGUGGAGUGUCUAUACCUGAACAUGGCUUUUGCCAACCCAUUUCAAUCCCACUUUGUACGGACAUUGCCUACAACGAGACUAUCAUGCCGAAUUUACUUGGACACACGAACCAAGAGGACGCAGGUCUCGAGGUGCACCAGUUUUACCCACUCGUAAAAGUUCAGUGCUCUCCUGAUCUUAAAUUCUUCCUCUGCUCCAUGUAUGCGCCUGUGUGCACGGUGCUAGAGCAAGCGUUGCCACCGUGUAGGUCACUGUGCGAGAGAGCCAGGCAGGGCUGCGAGGCUCUUAUGAAUAAAUUCGGAUUCCAGUGGCCGGACAGUCUCGCGUGCGAAUCUUUCCCCGUUCACGGAGCGGGCGAGCUAUGUGUUGGACAGAAUAUGUCAGAAAAAAGCACACCAAUAAACCCGACACCCGACGUAACGCAGCCCCCGCAUGAGCUACCGCGAGGAAAGGGACAUUUUAAGUGUCCAACGUCUUUAAAAGUUCCACCGUACUUAAAUUAUCGUUUUCUGGGUGAGGAUAACUGUGGAGCACCAUGCGAGCCGAAAAAACUUCACGGAAUGAUGUACUUCAGUGAGGACGAACAGAAAUUCGCUAGAAUAUGGAUCGGAAUUUGGUCGGUUUUGUGUUGCGCGUCCACUUUGUUCACAGUUCUGACUUACUUGGUUGACAUGAAACGCUUCAGCUACCCAGAACGACCUAUAAUUUUUCUAUCUGGCUGUUAUACUAUGGUCUCAAUUGCUUACAUUGCGGGAUUUCUACUGGAAGACAAAGUGGUCUGCAACGACAGAUUCGAUACAGAGUUAAGAACUGUUGUCCAGGGCACUAAAAAAGAAGGCUGCACCAUAUUGUUUAUGAUGUUAUAUUUUUUCAGCAUGGCAAGCUCUAUUUGGUGGGUUAUACUGGCGCUCACCUGGUUUUUGGCUGCAGGCAUGAAAUGGGGGCACGAAGCCAUUGAGGCAAACUCUCAAUACUUCCACUUAGCUGCAUGGGCAGUGCCUGCUAUAAAAACAAUAACUAUUUUAGCUGUGGGGCAGGUGGACGGCGACGUGCUUAGUGGGGUUUGCUUCGUCGGCAUUAACAGCGUGGAUGCCCUUCGUGGAUUCGUCUUGGCACCCCUGUUUGUGUACCUGUUUAUCGGCACCUCCUUUCUCUUGGCAGGAUUCGUGUCACUCUUUCGCAUCCGUACGAUAAUGAAACACGACGGGACAAAAACGGAGAAACUGGAAAAGCUUAUGGUUCGGAUAGGCAUCUUUAGCGUACUCUACACGGUCCCGGCUACUAUCGUCAUUGCGUGUUACUUCUACGAGCAGGCCUUCCGGGAGCAGUGGGAGAAAACCUGGAUCAGUGCAUCGUGCAAGACUUACGCCGUGCCUUGUCCGCCAUCCAACCCGCAGAUGAACCCCGACUUCACGGUCUUCAUGAUCAAGUACCUAAUGACCCUAAUUGUGGGUAUAACCUCUGGAUUCUGGAUAUGGUCCGGGAAGACCCUCAACUCUUGGAGAAAGUUCUACACAAGACUGGCAAACAGUAAACAAGGGGAGACUACGGUGUGACUUAAAUGGACAAA
This is a messenger RNA of Chanos chanos (milkfish), 1631 nucleotides long. RefSeq names its product frizzled class receptor 1 (gene fzd1). Gene Ontology annotation, cellular component: plasma membrane. Gene Ontology annotation, biological process: non-canonical Wnt signaling pathway; canonical Wnt signaling pathway. Gene Ontology annotation, molecular function: Wnt-protein binding; Wnt receptor activity. NCBI's taxonomy places the organism in Eukaryota, Metazoa, Chordata, Actinopteri, Gonorynchiformes, Chanidae. The transcript has a single exon. The record is from RefSeq and is a predicted model, not a curated record. Bases 1 to 1617 code for a protein of 538 amino acids.